Messenger RNA from Cantharellus anzutake, 1128 nucleotides. RefSeq lists its product as uncharacterized. The transcript has 7 exons. The record is from RefSeq and is a predicted model, not a curated record. Bases 1 to 1128 code for a protein of 375 amino acids. Lineage: Eukaryota; Fungi; Basidiomycota; Agaricomycetes; Cantharellales; Hydnaceae.
AUGUUCGAGGAAUCAUGUCCCCAAUUCGAACGAUAUGCUGAGAAGACGGGGAUACCGGAGUUAGUGGGGCAUAUGCUAAAUAAUGGAAACUCCACCUUGUUUUUCAUGUUUGAUGUGGGCAGUCAACGAUCCAAGCGUGGAUUCACUGUCCCGAAUCCGUCACCUCCAUCAUCCUUUGCGUCACGCUAUUGGAAUACGGUCAACCACUCCGCUCAGAAUCAGGCGAAGGGGUCCCUUGCGCUGUUUGAAAUGGUUUUUCUCAUAAAUAGGAAGGAUGCGUUUAUGGAGAAGAUUGCAGGGAAGGCUGUAGCAGAGGGACAGGGUGGUGAGAGUGAGAGUGAGAGUGGGAAUGAGAAUGGGAAUGGGCGGGAGGGCGGAGCCGGUGUCGGGGGUGGAGUGGCGAAGUUGACUGUUUACCCUCGGUUGAAAGUUCCACGUGUUUUCGAGCCAAUCGAGUCCUCCUCUUGCGCUGGCUUCUUCGCCUUCUGGAAAUACCUCGCCUCUCGACCGUUUCCAAUAGAUCGAUUCUGUCGCUCGGUCGCUCCAGGAGGGUACCCCAACGGUCUCUCCAAGGGAUCGUCGACAAGGGCCCUUUGCUUCAAAGGCUGGUCCAUCCUCCCAUUCUCGGUAUCGAAACUUCAGUUCUUCUACACGUUGAGGAAAAGAAGUCGCGCCACCGAUUCUGUGAGAGAUUGCCGUGACCAGGUGUCGAAUAUGUCCCAUUGUAUUCCCGUCCGAUGGUUCGAUGGUAUUCUUAUCAUGCUGCGGCACGAAUCGGAAGACCCAAGGGAGUUCUCCAAAGGACCAGGCUACUCGUCUAUUUUUUUUACUUGGUGGAUUCAAGAUGGUACAAAUAUGGGAUACAGUGACCGGGAAGGACUCAAGAUCCCAGAGACGCAUGUAUCAGGCGCUGGGUUGAUUCAAGAUUGUUUCCGGACACCGCAUCCCGCAAUUAUACGGUCCAUCCUGGGAUUCGGUAACCUGGGACUCAAUGGCAAGCGAGCCCCAUCUACCUCUCUAAGAGCUCAUGUUCCGAUCCAACUCCCAACCCACCUUGGGAAAUGCAGAACCCCUCAUUUCAUUAUAUCCACUUCGGAGAUUUCACAAUUGCCUGCUGGUUGUGGGUAA